AUGUAUCGCGAUGUCGUGCAUCGCCGCUGGGCGCGCGCCUUUCUCUUCCACCUGCUCUCCAUCGGCCCCUUCCUCUUCCUCUGGGCCGCGCCGCUCGUCGUCCGCGCGGGCCUCCUCCCAUCGCUCCUCUCCUUCUUCUCGCUGCGCCUUUACCUCGCUUUCGCGAUUUUGAUCUUUCGCAACUUCUUUUCCCAAUGGGAGGCGGAAGCGGCUCGGGCGACGCUAGCUGGCCGCGCCAAGUUCGCUUCUCUUUGCGCCGCGGCGGGCGCCGCAGGUGCGAUCGCGCUCUCGCUCUUCCGCGCGCAGCUUCUGGGCAGCACGGCGGAGACCGAAUCCAACGACGAGUGGCGGCCAGACGGUUGGGCCGUGGCGGGCGAGGCGGGAUUCGGCGGCGCGGUGGGGGUGCUGUUCGCGGCGUACCACGUGGUGCGGCGCGACUACCUCCUCGCGUUCCCCGUGCUGCAGCGCGCCCCGUUCUACCGAUUCAAGACGACCCUCCCGCGCUGCGCCACGUCAGCAGCCACAUUCGGGUGCAUCACCGCGCUCCUCUACUCCCUCCUGCUCCGCCCGCUCCUGCUGCCGCUCCUCGCCACCGCCACCACCACCGCCACCGGCAUCCCGCUCACCUUCCUCGCCGCCCCGCCUCUCUCCAUCCGCGCACUGCUGCUCUCUCUGCUGGCCCGCCUGCACGGCGUGGCGUUCCUGGCCUUCUCCUGGGAGGCCGCUGCGGCCGCCACGAACAUCUUCCUCACCCACCACCACCUCUUCCUCCCCGCGCCCUCCUCCCCCUCCUCCCCCCUCGCCCCCCUCCUCCUCGCCCUCUCCCCCUCCCCUGGCCCCGCAACUCCUCCAUCCCCUGUCCCCCUGCCCCUCCUCGCCCUGCCCCGCCUCGUGCUCCACUGGGCGCUGCUCGACCUCUCGCUGCUCGCCGAAUCAGAGGCUGACACGUGGCGCCGCGCGGCGCUGUUUGAGUCGCAGGAGGCGUACAGCGCAGUGGUGGCGGCGUGCAUCCGCCCCAUCGAUGCCAUGACGGCCCGAGUCGCUGCUGCUGCUGGUUAUCCCACCGUUACCACUGCACUGCAGCAGCAGCAGCAGCAGCAUUAUUCCUUACAGUCACCCACGGCUGCAUUCACAGCAGCCGGGUUUGCCUCUGCUGAAGGGAUGAGAUGGCGGCAGGGGAAGGGCGGAGGGGAGGGGGUGGAGGGGCAGGCGCUGCAAGGGGGAGAGGUCUUGGGAAGCGGCGCAUAUGGGGGGUUCGGGGGGCCAGGGGGGAGUGGAAUGGGCGUGGGGGGCGUGGAGGGGAGGAGGAGAGCGCCCAGCGCAGCUGAGGUGUUCUUUGACUGGCAGGUGAGCGGGCGGCAGGUGAGCGGGCGGCAGGUGAGCGGGCGGCAGGUGAGCGGGCGGCAGGUGAGCGGGCGGCAGGUGAGCGGGCGGCAGGUGAGAGGGCGGCAGGUGAGAGGGCAGCAGGUGGGCUGCUGUCCCUCCCCCUUUCCUCUCCGCCAUGCUCGACCCGUGAACCCCCGACUCUCCGAUCCACUUCCUCCAUACCCCUCCACGUCUCUCCCCGCACACCUGCUGUGUGUCAUGAGCAUGCGCGCGCUGGCAGCGCUGACAGCAGCGUCGCGGGGGGAGGACCGCAUGGGCGUGGCGCAGAUGGCGGGCGCCAACGCCGCGGCGCUUUCCGCGCUGCUCUCUGCACUGCUCGCCCUUGACUCGCUCCUCCUCUCCCCCUCCCACCGCCACCCCGCCGCCCCCGCCACCUUCUCUGGCUUUGGGGAAGCUUCCUCGCAAGCGACUCCUCCAGGUGCCUCUCAACCUGCCUUCUCCCACCAGACCUCGGUUCUAGCUUCAGGAAGCGGGGGAUUAUUUGGCACACCGACCCUCGGUCUUAGGUAUGGAGGUGCUGCAGCAGGUGGUUCGGACGUACCAGGCGAGGGAGCAGGGGGCGGGGCGGUGGGGAGAGCUGUGUACAGCGAGGGGGUGGUGGGGCCGGUGUGGGGCGAGGCAUGGGCCAUGGCGGAUGUGGUGCGCACCUCUCUGUAUUGCAUUGCAGAGACGUUUGGGGAGGAGAUGGUGGAGAAGGCGGGUGGAGGGAUGGGAGGAGGGAGGGGGGGGAAGAGGAGGCGGUGGGGCAGGUGCUUGGAGGGUGGAUGA
This is a messenger RNA of Closterium sp. Naga37s-1, 2154 nucleotides long. Lineage: Eukaryota; Viridiplantae; Streptophyta; Zygnematophyceae; Desmidiales; Closteriaceae. The record is from the annotation of a GenBank genome assembly.